AUAGAAGAAAAACCAGCAAGGAGGAAGCUCAAGUUUUCUUCAAUUUUUCACAUUGGAGCUACAUUGUGUUUCGAUUUGGUGCAUCAAGAGUUGGAUAGGAAGAGUUUGCAGCUCAUUUCAAGCUUGUUGUAAGAGCAAACUUCACUUUAUUAUUUGCCUCAACUUCAACUUUCACAAAACUAUCCUAAAAUGUCUACUUCGGCUUCUAGACCCCCCAUGAGAAAGGACCCUGCUUGGAAAUAUCAUGAGGAUUUUCCAGGGCAAGGAAAGGGGCAAACAAAAUGUAUGUUUUGCAAAACAAUAUUCCAUGGAGGUAUAUAUAGGUUGAAAUACCAUAUUGCUGGUGUGCAUGGACAUGAUGCCGAACCAUGCCUAAAAGCAGUCUCUGAGGCCAUACGUGAUUGUUAUGUAAUGGUUGAGGAGAUUGAAAGAAAAAAGAAACAAAAGGAGGAUCGAGCGGCCAUUGGGAGAGAGACAGUUUUAGGAAGAGGGACACAGUUAGGUUGUGUUGGAGGCCCUUCUUCCUUACCUCCAUAUCGUCCCACUCAGUUUGCUACUGCUGGUGCUUCCGUUUCUGCUUCUGCUUCUAUAAGUGGCAGUGCCACUACCACCGCCACUUCUCAUGCUCCUACCACUAGUAGUCAUAGUGGGAAUGUUACCAUUGGACCUAGGAUUCAUAAAUCUAGGUUGGAUUCCUUCUUUGUGCCUCGCACUACUCCUGGGUCCCAACCGUCGCUUGAGGGCAUGGGUUGGAACAAGGAGGUCCAUGAUGCUGCUAAAAUGGCAAUUGGCAGGUUUUGGAGCUACAGCUGUAUUCCAUUCUUUGUAGCCAGGUCUCCUUAUUGGCAACAAAUGGUUGAUGCCAUUACCAUAUGCGGGGCGGGGUUCAAAGCCCCUAGUGAGAGUGAUUUGAGGGGACCCAUUUUGUCUCAAAUGGUGGAUGAUGUGAAAAAGGAUUUAGAUGAACAACGCCACAUAUGGAGCACUAAAGGUUGCACCAUCAUGACUGAUGGUUGGACAGAUAGGAGAAAUAGAACUCUCCUUAAUUUUCUUGUUUCUUCCGCAGGUGAUUGAUUAAUUUUAGUUUCA
Messenger RNA from Cryptomeria japonica (Japanese cedar), 1089 nucleotides. RefSeq lists its product as uncharacterized. Bases 190 to 1074 code for a protein of 294 amino acids. Gene Ontology annotation, molecular function: DNA binding. The transcript is spliced from 3 exons. The record is from RefSeq and is a predicted model, not a curated record. Lineage: Eukaryota; Viridiplantae; Streptophyta; Pinopsida; Cupressales; Cupressaceae.